Messenger RNA from Populus nigra (black poplar), 1224 nucleotides. Its product is annotated as probable tyrosine-protein phosphatase DSP4. NCBI's taxonomy places the organism in Eukaryota, Viridiplantae, Streptophyta, Magnoliopsida, Malpighiales, Salicaceae. Gene Ontology annotation, cellular component: cytoplasm. Gene Ontology annotation, molecular function: phosphatase activity. Gene Ontology annotation, biological process: protein dephosphorylation. The transcript has 4 exons. The record is from RefSeq and is a predicted model, not a curated record. The coding region runs from base 227 to 1072 and encodes 281 amino acids.
AGGAAGAGGAAAAAAAGGGAGCAUGUUACACACUUGUCAGUCCAUCAUUGGGUACUAGAGUUCAAAGUUGUGUGCAAUCUAAUCUGAAGAAUCCCAUUGAUGGGGCGAAGCACUCCUGUCUUUCUGCGAUCCCUACUUUUUAAGGAAACCCCUCUUUGCAGAUUCAUUCUUAUAAUUAUAUAAAAAAGAUCCUAUCUUCUCUCUCUUUUUGGCGCGAAAGCGGAAAAUGAGAGUUGGUAGCAGGAGUGAUUUAGGAGGGGGAGAGAGAGGGAGCCUGAUUGAGGUAUCGCCGGCAGAUAAUAAUCGGCCGGCCAUGGGAGAGGAGAGGGAGGGAGAAGAAGAGCUGUUGGUGCCACCGCUGAAUUUUGCGAUGGUGGAUAAUGGAAUAUUUAGGUCGGGUUUCCCUGAUUCUGCUAAUUUCAGCUUCUUGCAAUCCCUAGGUCUACGUUCCAUUCUAUAUUUGUGCCCAGAACCAUAUCCAGAAGCAAAUUAUGAGUUCUUGAAGGAUAAUGGAAUUCGGCUUUUUCAGUUUGGGAUUGAAAUGUGCAAGUUGAUGGCAAUUGAUAAUGCGGAGUGGACAGGAACCUUUUGCAAACUUUCCAGAGGAAACAAUCCACGAAGCAUUGAAAGUAAUCCUUGGUAUCUUGAAAGCUUCCAACUUUUUAGACUAGUCGUUCGCAGUUUGCUUGUUUUACAAUAUGCUCAUGCUCGUCUUUUUCCCAUACCAAAUGUAAAGAAUCACCCUGUCUUAGUUCAUUGCAAGCGAGGAAAGCAUCGUACUGGAUGUCUUGUGGGAUGUUUGAGAAAGUUGCAAAGAUGGUGCUUGUCAUCUAUAUUUGAUGAAUACCAGAGAUACGCAGCAGCCAAGGCUAGAGUGUCAGAUCAGAGGUUUAUGGAGUUGUUUGACAUUUCAAGCUUUAAGAAUUUACCAGUCCUUUUCCUCAACCAGAUCUUCUGCAAACAGAUAAUAUAUAAACCUAGCGAGGAUAAGAGUGUCUGUACGAGAUUGACGAGUGCAGAAACUGAUUCGAGUUCAAUGGUAUCGGAAGCUAGAGCAUAUCAGUAUGCCUAGUGUUCUGUUUCUUCUUCCCCCCCAUCUUAUUGUGUUAUGCUGUACCUGAUGCAAAUGUCUAAGGAAAUUGGACCUGAAACCCAGUAUCUUUACAUGGUUCUCACUGUCCUAAGCAAAUUAGUACAAACUUGAAAUCCAGUAUUUUUUGAGAA